Alternaria rosae is the source of this 813-nucleotide messenger RNA. RefSeq lists its product as uncharacterized. The record is from RefSeq and is a predicted model, not a curated record. The transcript has 2 exons. NCBI's taxonomy places the organism in Eukaryota, Fungi, Ascomycota, Dothideomycetes, Pleosporales, Pleosporaceae. The coding region runs from base 1 to 813 and encodes 270 amino acids.
AUGGGCUCAUCCGAACUGCCCGCUCGCUCUACGGCACCGAAAGAUUACACGAUUCCCGCGAAGCAUACAAAAGUCGUGAAGAAGAAAGCUCCCACGAACCGCAAGCCCAGACAAGCUGGUCGCACGUACCUGAACGGUCUGAUGGACGCCAAGAUUCCAGUUCACUCGGAUCUGAUGACGAUUGCCAAAGCCAACUCUCUCCAGUCUCCUCUUCUCUGUCUUCCGGCAGAGAUUCGCAACAAGAUCUGGGAGUAUGCUGUUGGCCAUCACCAAAUCGACAUCCACGACUACUCACAUGUCCGAAGAUGGGACAUCAAGCUCACACAUGUCACAAGCCCUCUGAACAAAGGCAUAAACACUUCGUCCAGCUUUGUCCCACCAACCUUCGCGGUCCCAAAGGUAUGCCGCCAGAUGUACGUUGAAACAUCGUCAAUGGUAUACACGCACAACAACUUCGGCUUCGAUAAUCUUGAUACCUUCGACCGCUGGAUCUUAAAUCGCGCACUCGGACAGAGACGCCUGGUCACCUCAGUGGAUAUCCCAUUCGGAUAUUACAGCCUGUAUCGGGAUGGCUUUCGCAAAUUACUCCGCCGAACAUUCCCUGGCAUCACGAGAGUAAGGUUGCAUAUCAAGAUGGCGGAGAUGAAUCAGCGCAUGGAUGCCCGUACUUGGUCUUGGUCAGUUCCUAUCAAAGAGCCUCUCGAGGAUGUCAAGAAGAGGUUCAUCGAUGAAGUCAUGAAGAAGGAGGGUGAAGGCCUUGGAGUGGGUUGGUACAACCGUUCCAUCACCUCCUUGAGUUACCUACGCUACUGA